CAGGCAGUUCCUUCGGGAGCGUGUGUUCGAAUCACACAGGUGUCGCUUCGUUUUGCCAUUUGUUUUGGACAUCGGACAGGCAGGCCUGGAAAACCGCGGUCCAGCAAUAGCUGGCACCAAUGGCAUUCACAAUGCUACUUGGCGGUAGCUACCACUGGCUUCUUCGCCUUAGUGUCUCGGUGAAUUCGGAGCAGUGCGAUCGUGCCGACAUCCUGUCUAACACAGUCUGUGCUUCCAUUCGCUAUCAAGAUAGGACAAAUGAACCGUCUUUCAACACUGAUAAGCAAACCGUACCUGGUGCCUGACCUGCAGAUAGAUACCCUGCAUGACUCUGCUAGGUGCUAAUCUAAGACAUGAGCCGCGAUAGCAGACGCCAAAAGCCAUGUAGAGAUUGCGUCUUGGAUUGUGUAUGACAAGGGUAGCGCAAACCUGGUCUCCAGUGCAGCACGAACACAGAGAGGGCCGCCUGGAAGGCCGGCUUUUGUCGACCUCACUAUUGUGCCUCACAAUGUUGUUAUAUACCCCGAGUC
Baudoinia panamericana UAMH 10762 is the source of this 530-nucleotide messenger RNA. RefSeq lists its product as uncharacterized. The record is from RefSeq and is a predicted model, not a curated record. The transcript has a single exon. The coding region runs from base 132 to 305 and encodes 57 amino acids. NCBI's taxonomy places the organism in Eukaryota, Fungi, Ascomycota, Dothideomycetes, Mycosphaerellales, Teratosphaeriaceae.